AUGAGUAGUCAGGGUUACUAUGAGCUUUAUAGAAGAAGCACUUUAGGUACUUCGUUAACAGAUGCUCUUGAUACUUUGAUCUCUGAUCAAAGAAUUGAACCACAGCUGGCGAUGAGGAUUUUGGCAAAUUUUGAUCGUGUUGUAUCUGACACAUUGAAGGAAAAUGUUAAAUCCAAAUUAACAUUCAAAGGUCAUCUACAUACUUAUAGAUUCUGUGAUGAUGUGUGGACUUUUGUUAUCAAGGAUGUUAAUGUUAAAUUAGAUCAAAAUGAAACUAUUAAUGCUGAAAAGAUUAGAAUUGUUGCAUGUAAUGCUAAGAAAGCUGGGGAUGUUUGA
Messenger RNA from Hansenula anomala, 336 nucleotides. It is a transcript of the gene TOA2, whose product is annotated as transcription initiation factor IIA subunit gamma. Bases 1 to 336 code for a protein of 111 amino acids. The record is from RefSeq and is a predicted model, not a curated record. Gene Ontology annotation, molecular function: TBP-class protein binding; RNA polymerase II general transcription initiation factor activity. Gene Ontology annotation, cellular component: transcription factor TFIIA complex. Gene Ontology annotation, biological process: transcription initiation at RNA polymerase II promoter; RNA polymerase II preinitiation complex assembly. The transcript is spliced from 4 exons. NCBI's taxonomy places the organism in Eukaryota, Fungi, Ascomycota, Saccharomycetes, Phaffomycetales, Wickerhamomycetaceae.